Pteropus alecto (black flying fox) is the source of this 2738-nucleotide messenger RNA. It is a transcript of the gene HEATR3, whose product is annotated as HEAT repeat containing 3. The transcript has 15 exons. Lineage: Eukaryota; Metazoa; Chordata; Mammalia; Chiroptera; Pteropodidae. Gene Ontology annotation, biological process: protein import into nucleus; ribosomal large subunit biogenesis. Bases 172 to 2112 code for a protein of 646 amino acids. The record is from RefSeq and is a predicted model, not a curated record.
GGACACGCCACGCACUGCUUCUCCAGGUGGGUUCAGACCGUCCGCGGGCUCCGCUGAGCAGCACCUCGGACGCCCCACCGCGGCCGCAGGGCCCUGCUGCCAGUUCGGUAGCCAGCACCCUGCCCCUGUCCUCCUUUCUCUCUCUCGGUCCUCCCCCCAGCGCACGCUGCCAUGGGAAAGAGCCGGACGAGGCGCUUCAGGCGACCUCAGUUCUCCCCUACCGGCGAUCGUCCGGCCGAGUUGGCAGCGGCGGAGAACGGGGCCGAGCGAGCGGAGGUCGACGGGCCGGCGGCGGAGCUGCUAGAAAAGGUGCGCCGCCUCGGGCCCCUGCUGCUGGACCCCAGCCUGGCGGUGAGGGAGACGGCGGCCGGAGCGCUCAGAAAUCUCAGUGCUUGUGGAGGUUUUGAAGUUUGUGAUGACAUGGUGACUAAGGAUAUCAUGACUCCUCUGGUCGCACUGCUAAAAGAGUGUAGUGCUGGACUGGAUUCAGAGGAGAUGUCUCCACCGGAGAAAAAAGACCAGAGCAGAAGUUCUAUUGAGAACAUAGCCAACGAAGCGGUGAACGUGCUCUGGAACGUGUGUGAAUGCAGUAGUAGAGCACUAUCUAUAUUCAACAAAGAAGGCUGUUUGGAGAUUAUAUUAAAGUAUUUAAGUAGAUUUUCCACCAAUGUCGACCUGGCUGUUUCAGUAGCGUAUUGUUUGCAGACAGUGACUGAAGAUAACGUUGAGCUGCUGAAAUCUUUCAGCGGCCCCGCGCUACAAGUGCUGGAGUCAGCACUGCUUUCUCCUGUCGGUUCCUUGGAAUAUAUUCUGUUAAAGACAUUGGUGGCAGGCACAAUUUGGAAUCUGAAGGACAUUAUUCCAUCCAAGAGUCAGGCAGAAAUCAUAAAUGCCAUACUGAAGACCUUAUCUGAAGUUUUGGAAGUGGAUGCUGGUGAAGUGGUUAUUCGCAUGAAGGAGGCCGAAAUGCACAGGUUAAAAGCGGCUGCGGAGGCGGAGGACCCGCCGGAGAAUGCUAAUGGCGACGGCUUGAUCGAAGAUGACGAAAUGGAAGAAAUUCCUCGUAAGAAAAAAGUCCGAAGGAAAACUUUCAUCUCAGAUCUACUUCCACCCACUAACAAGGAACUGAGAGAGGCCACAGCGUUGCUGACGGCUCAGCAGACUGCUCUGGAGCUCAUCGUCAACAUGUGCUGCAGCGAAGAUCCCUCCGAUGAUGAAUGGGAAGAGCUUUCCAGCAGUGACGAAAGUGAUGCCCAUACGGAGAAUUCCCUCAGCGAGGGCGGUGGGCAGCUGCUGUCUCCCCUCUGCCUCUCCCAUGAAAUCCACACUGCCCUCACCAGCUGCCUCAUCCCCAAGAAGAUUUUUGAGAGAACUGCCUUUCCCAACAGCAUUGCAGUUGACGUCUGUUCUAGGAACCCCACUUGGAAACCUUUGAUCAGAAAAAUGAGCACUGUUCAGUGCAGAGCCCUCGUGUGUCUCCAGAGUCUCGUGUCCCUCCUGGAUGUGGAGCAUCUGGGCGGAGCGCCAGCCCUCCAGGCUCUUGUACAGCAUCUGUCACAACUGCUCUUUUCUCAGCCAGAUUUUGCAAAGCAUGUUGAUUUUCUAGAAGCCAUAAGCAGUGCCUUGAGGGCCCUUUUGCAAACAAUGGCCUCCGAAAACAUUUCUCAGUGUGUGACUCCCGAUCAGCUGAUGACACUGUGUGAAGCAGGCAUCCUGAGCAGCAGCGUCGGGGUCAGAGUGAAUGUGGUCAGUAUCUUGGGGAUCACUGGCAGCGUCCUAGCCAGAGAAGAUGGCACGCUUGAAACUCUUAAGACCAUUGGGUGCUUUCUGCUUGAGGUCGCCACGAGAGACCCGUCCCUCGUCGUGGCGGGAGAAGCUCUGGACGCCCUCUUCGAUGUGUUCGCGGAUGGCAGGGAAGCCGAAAGGGCCUCCGUGCAGAUCAAGCUGUUGCCUGCUCUGAAAGAGUUCCAGCCCGUCUUCAAGGCGAAGAUACGAAAAGAAGGAAAGGGUAAAUACAGUCCAGAUCAGCUGUGUGUUCUUGACAAUGUGAAGACGAAUUUAAGAAGGUUUGUUGCUUAUCAAGAAACUGUUGAAAAAAGACUGACUACUUGAACCAUUGAAAGAGAGAGUGAUUCUCGCCCCAGAGUGUUCAACAUGAAGCAGUCUUUGUAUGUUUCCAAAAGUCAUUUUCUAAUGUCUGUGUUCUGUAUAUUAAUUUGAAGUUCCUAAGAACUUCAGAACCUAUUCCAAAAUUUUUUAAGCUCUGGGAUCCGCGUGGCAUUCCCAGUGCUCUGAAUCAGGUUCCCAUCACUGGAAGCACGAAGAGCAGACACAAAGCAGUCUCAGGCGGGUCUUCGUGAGCAGUGAAGAGGCUUCCAAACAAUUGCGGUUUGCUCGAAUUUCACAAAAAAAAGGAAAAAUCCAAAGCGUGGCUUAGAUGCCCUUAUAAGCCAAUAUCAUUUUAUAUUAGCUCAAUUUUUAGAAGAAAUAUGAAGACAAGCUUUAUAAAGUUUUUUGGUAUGAAGUACACCAAUUGUGUUUACCUUUGUGAAGAAGCGAACGCGUUGAAUUUGUAUUCCGCUCUUUAGUAGAAUGUACUGAGUGAGCUAGUGCGAUCACCAUCAUCUGUGCAAACAGAUCUCACUAAUUAUUGCUCUGUAACAGCCUCACUCCUUGUUUAAUUUGAUACGGAAUAAGAAUUAGAAAAUAUUUUUAAAUAAAUAACUUGUAAAUUGAAA